CGAAAAAUCUUUUAACGGUUAGCCACUGGCCUUGAGUCAAAAUCGAAAACACCACUUUCCCACAACCAAACAAACCAAUUUAGACAAAGUGUGACACAGUUACCCACCAAUCAAACAGCCCUAAAACAGCCCUGAGUCUCAUAUAUGUCACGGCUCCCUUCCUUCCGUGCAUGAAUGCACCACGCUGACAAGAUCUGUCCGUGACGCCGCUGGCCUGCUCCUUCUCCGCGACGCCGUCGUCGCGCGCGCCUUUCUCAGCGACACCGUCUUCUUGCUCCUCUUUCUCCACGACGCCGUCGACCGUCGUGCUGGUCCUCCUUCUCCAUGGUGCCACUACGCUCGUCCGCCUCAACGGCGGCGGCUCACUGCUGCCUGCCUGCUUUUUGGGCUUCGUAGCCUCUCAACCAGCAAUGGCGUGGCCGAGUUGAGUAGGUAGACUGUACUAUUGCGUGUUUGUUUUUGAGGACGGCACUGGAAUGUUACGCUGCCUCGGGAGGCAUAUGCGCCAACGUUGAUUGAGCUUGGCGUUAAUGAAGCGUGACGCAGAAGGAGAAAGGAGACGUUGGGAGGGAGUAGAUGCCUUUUCUCAUCGGGGUUGAUUUUAAAGCACUGAUGGAAAUGUUCACCAGGUUAGUGUAAACCAAACAGUCCAUGUGCCGCACGGAACGCCUCCCCGCCGACCGACGGGACCCCAGGCAGCACGGAGCACGGGCACACGGACACGAAAACGAAACACCACACCGUGUCAGUUCCCCCACUACAUUCCUCCGCCAUUUAAACGCGGGUUCCCCGUUUGUCCCUUUUCCUCGCGUCCACCACUCCACCUCCAUCCAUCACUGGAGCUCCCCAGAAAAAAAGGCACCAGGCAAUUCCCGAUUAGCAUCUCGAAUUCGCGAUAUGACCUGCGGCGGCGUCAGACCGGAUGCGGGAAGCUAGUGUUCCAUUCCAUCUGGAUGCUGGUGUGUAUUGGUUUUGGUUUUGAGUUCAGUACCUCUCCCCUCUUCUGGAUUGCGUAUUCCCUCGGUUGAUGUAGAAAAUGACUGGUACAGAUCUGACACUUGGAGCAUAUAGGGUUAUACGUUCUGGGCUUUGAAGUAGAUAAGGAGCUGACUGUUUAUAUCAGUUCCAGUGUUGAAAGUGGCAACUAUUAACGUGUGCAUAAGCAAAAUGGAUAGGGAACUUGCUAGCGACAUGGAGCUUGAUUCUGUUGUCUUCCAAGUAUCCUCGCCUGACAACAGGUAUGAAGCAAUUGCUUGCAGUAAGGGAAAAACAGAACUGAUAGCUUCUGGUCCUUUUGACCAGUUAGUUCUGCACCUGGAAGAUGCCAAAACAUUCCAAUCUUGUUCAUCAAGUGGUACUUUUAAACUGUUAUUGGCUGGGGAUGGAAAAGACUCUUCCUGGUUUACCAAAUCCACCUUGCAGAGAUUUUUGCAUAUCAUAAGUUCAUUUGAUACAUCAAAAUCGGUCAAUGGAGUUUUAGACGAGAUGUCACAGCUGGAGGAAACAAGAAAGUUUCAUCAAUCACUUUAUGUUAAGGAGCAACAGAAUGUUAUUAGUGGCGCUUUAACAGGAGGUUUAUUUGGUACUGGUGCCAUAGCACAGCAGGGAAAUGAUGGGCCAAAUUCAUCGGAUACGACAAAGAAUGAAUUGCUUCGAGCACUGGAUUUGAGAUUAACUGCACUGAAGGAAGAGAUCUUGGUCGUAUUGAACCGAGCAGUUGGAUCCAAUUUAUCGGCAAGAGAAAUAUCUGAUUUAUCUGCUUUUGUUCAGCGAUUUGGAACAUCAGAGUUUUGUUGGUUGAUGCGGUGUACGUUGUUGAUAUCGGAUUGUAAGCCCUCUGAGCUCCCACUACAGCAGAAUUCUACAACUGAGAAAGUUGACAAGGAUGAGAAUGCACAUAAACCUUGCAUCAGUCCUCAGACUAAUCUUCAGAUGCCCAUUGCCAAUAAUGUAUCUCCAGCAAAGCUUGCACAAAUUGAGCGUGAGAGCUCAACAGAAAGUGAUGAUUCCUCUGAAUCCAGUGAUGAAGGUGAGGCCAUUGUUGAAAGGAGCCGUCCUCUUGUAAGAUCUGCUUCACCUAGAAGAUCUGCUUCUCCAAUGCGGAGGGUUCAAAUUGGGAGAUCAGGAUCACGUCGUUCAACAGCAAUUGCUAUCAAGAGCCUCAGUUACUUCCCUCCUAGUCAGAGGAUUCCUAUGGAUAAAGAUGAUGAAAGUAGUACCUUCAAUGGUGAAACUGAUCAGCCACCAAAGAAAUCUGACACUAACGUUAGAAGGAUGAGUGUUCAGGAUGCAAUUAACCUUUUUGAGAGCAAGCAGAAGGAUCAGAAUCCAGAUUCACAAAAUAAGAAAGCUGGCUUGUUUGCCACUAAGUCUGUCUUGAGAAGGUGGAGUGCAGGAAUGGGUGAUUCUUUGAAUGAAAACUCAGAAGGAAAAGUCUCAGAUUCCACAUCUGAAAGUAAAUCAAACAACAUAGCUUCUGAAACUGAGAAGGUUGAAGCUGAAAUGAAGGCUGAACUAGGUAACAUACCAAAUUUUUUUGUUACACCUGAGGCUGAAGAUUUAACUUUCCAUGCUAAUUCUCAUGAGAUUAGAGUGUCAGAAACGGAGAGUGCUGUUUGUAGUAAUGUUUGUGCAGAACAAGCAAAGCCUGGUCUGGAGGAAAGCAGUGAUCGGGCAAUGGCCUCCGCUGAGUGGAAUCGCCAGAAGGAAGCCGAGCUUAAUCAGAUGUUAUUGAAAAUGAUGGAAGUCAUGCCUGGGAAAUUUGCGGGUGCUAAUGCCACCGCUACAGGUCUCAGUUCCACCAAUCAGCAAAAAGCUGUAUCUCAUGGCCAGCAUACAGAGAAGCGAGACACAAAAGUCAGAACUGAGAAAGGCACAAGGCGACCAGCAAAGGAACCAAGCACCAAGCCCUUGAAGGAAACAGCUGGGAAGAAUAAACCAGCAAUGACCUCGAAAUCUGGCUCUUCAACAGAGAGACGUAUUUCACCAGUUCCACAAAGGGCGCGGCGAAAUUCAUCACCUCCAGUCCUACCGAAAGAAGUAGCAUCAAAGACACCACCAGUCAGGAAAAGCUCACCGAAACCAUCACCUGCACCUGCAUCUGUGCCUACUACACGUAGUUCAUGGUCAGGUGGUUCUUUGACUAAAGCAACUACAACACAAAAAACUAAAAGGUCUCCUGGGAUGGCUUCAACGUCCACACAAACUAGCCGAAGGACUCCAACAACGCCCUCGUCGUCUCAGCCAGCUUCAAAAGCGGAAAGGGCCAUUCAAUCAGUGAAGAACAAGAAGGAAACCAUUACUGCUACCAAGCCAGCUAUAAAGGGACAAGAAGAGAAGAAGACCAAAACAGCAACAAAGACAAGCAGAAUAACUAAAGUUUCACCUUCAGAAGAAAAAUCAGGUGUAAAAACGAAGCAAAGCUUGCAAAAGGUUUCAAAUAAAAGCAGUGUUGUACCUCUUGAGUCCAAAACCUUGAAGAAAACCACUGGAAUUAGUCAGAGCAUUAGGUCUGGUAUGGUGAAGAAUAAGGUACCCCAACCUAAUGACUUCUCAAAAGAUACCGGAAGUGUUAACCAAGCUGAAGAUAAGGAGCAAUCUCCUGUGACAACCGAGCCAACUACUAAGGUACUGGAGGCUGAUCUUGCUCAACCAGCACAUGAUGUUGAUGAAAAUUUAGAAAUUUCGCUCGAUAAUGACUUGAAUAUUGAAAAAACAGAGAAACCGGCCUCGAGUUUAACUGCAACAGAAAUGGGCUCCAGUAUCCAAGUUGAACCCUCUACGGAUGAGUUAGAUGAGGCCAUACAACCUCCUGACGAUGACAUGGGCAUCUCAUCAUCUGCGUGGGUAGAAGUAGAGCGUCAAGAACUAGAAGUCACUGUUUCGAGUGAAAAUGUAGUUGUUGAGGAUGUAACUUCUCCAGGAAUUGCACCAUUGCCGUCAUCAAGCCCAAGAGUGCGUCAUUCGUUGUCACAAAUGCUGCAAGCAGAUAGCAAUGAACCAGAAAUUAUUGAGUGGGGAAAUGCUGAAAACCCACCCGCAAUAGUUUUUCAUAAGGAUUCUCCAAAAGGAUUCAAGAGGCUUCUAAAGUUUGCUCGAAAAAACAAGGGAGACAACAAUGCUAACGGCUGGGCAAGCCCCUCGGUAGUUUCAGAAGGAGAAGAUGAACUAGAAGAACCAAGAGGCACUAGUGAUGGUACAAAUUCAAGCAGGAGAACUUUUGAUGGUUCAAAGACUAAUAGCAUCUUAUCAGCUCAAUCAACUACCGGCAGCUUCAACUCUUUGAACUCGGAUAAGCUACGGGAGAGAUCAGGUGCUGCCACAUCAACAAGAGCAUCAAGGUCGUUCUUCUCACUCUCAAACUUCCGGAGCAGCAGGUCAAAUGAGUCGAAGCUUCGAUAGUGUCUGCCUUGUUUGUCCAGCAGAUACAUGGGUAGUUCAUCUCCGCUCCCAUUCAGGACGUCUAGACUUAAAAAUGGUUUGAGAUUUGAUUGUUCGGACGGAGCCAGCUUGCUGUGUUUCGCUCUAGUCACCUGACAUUUGAUAUAUAGAUAGCUUCUGCCUAUGAGAUGCCAUACUUCGCUUCUGCCGUCCUGUACAUUUCUAUAUUUUACUGCAUUGGGUGCGAGCUGAUUGAGACGACCGAUAUGUUUGCAUGGCUUGCAAGAGAUUUGCUUCGACCAAAAGCCCUUUGCUGUCAAUAGUUUGUACCGAAAAUUGUCAUGAGCAACAACAUUAGGAAUGAUGUAAGUUGUCACAUUUUUUUUUGACGAGAGGAGGACCCCAUUUCUAUUA
Messenger RNA from Zea mays, 4794 nucleotides. RefSeq lists its product as uncharacterized. The record is from RefSeq and is a predicted model, not a curated record. The transcript has 12 exons. Bases 1168 to 4401 code for a protein of 1077 amino acids. NCBI's taxonomy places the organism in Eukaryota, Viridiplantae, Streptophyta, Magnoliopsida, Poales, Poaceae.